CCAGUGGGGAAUAAAUCAUAUUAACUAAGAAAGCAAGGGAAGGAACUACUGAGAUCAAGGUUGGACUCCAUAUUGCUUCAAGCCAGAGGCCAGUUCCUGGUCAGUGGCUCCCAUGCUAGUCUUGAUGUUUAGGAAGUGGUAUCAGCAGAGACAGAGCUGCACACUUUCUCUGGACAGAUGGCAGGAGAAGAGAACUUCAAGGAAGAGCUCAGAUCCCAGGAUGCUCCCAGGAACUUGAACAGGCGUGAGGCAGCAGGGUAUCCGUAUUCCCGGUCUCUGAAGAUGCUGUUACGCAGAUUGAAGGUCGUCACCACCAAGCAGGAUGACAAGUUUACCAACCUCCUGGUUGCGGUGGGGGAGUUCGGCACCUUCCAACGGAGGCUGGUGGCCCUCACCUUUAUCCCCAGCAUCCUGUCGGCCUUCUUCAUGUUUGCUGACCACUUCGUGUUCACAGCUCAGAAGCCCUAUUGCAACACCAGCUGGAUCCUGGCAGUGGGCCCCCACCUGUCCGAAGCUGAGCAGCUGAAUCUGACCAUACCCCGGGCAUCCAAUGGCAGUCUCCUGACCUGCCUCAUGUACCUUCCUGUGCCCUGGAAUCUGGAUUCUAUCAUCCACUUUGGCCUCAAUGACACAGACAUAUGCCGAAAUGGAUGGAUCUAUCCUGACGCUAAGAAGCGAUCGCUGAUUAAUGAGUUUGACUUGGUAUGUGGCAUGGAGUGGAAGAAGGACACCCCAGAGAUCGUGUUCAUGGCAGGGCUCCUGAUAGGCUCAGUCGUUUUCGGGCUCAUAACUGACAAGAUGGGCCGUUACCCUGCCAUCCUGCUGUCGCUGCUGGGGCUGAUCAUCUUCGGCUUCGGGACAGCCUUCGUGAACAGCUUUCACCUGUAUUUGUUCUUUCGCUUUGCCGUCUCGCAGUCAGUGGUGGGCUACGCCAUCAGCAGCAUUUCUCUGGCCACUGAGUGGCUCAUGGACAAGCACCGGGCCCAUGCCAUCAUCCUGGGGCACUGCUUCUUCGCCGUGGGGACCGUGUUGCUGACGGGGAUCGCCUACAGACUUCCCCACUGGCGGCUGCUGUUUCUGGUGGGUGGGGUACCUGCAUUCCCCCUCAUCUCCUAUAUCUGGAUUCUCCCGGAGUCCCCACGGUGGCUGAUGAUGAAAGGGAAGGUGAAGGAGGCCAAGCAGGUGUUGUGCUACGCAGCGAGUGUGAACAAGAAGACCAUUCCUGCAAAUCUGCUGGACGAGCUGCAGCUGCCCAGAAAGAAGGUGACUAAGGCCUCUGUCCUGGACUUCUGCAAGAAUAGACAACUCUGCAAGGUGACGUUGGUGAUGGGCUGUGUGUGGUUUACCAUCAGUUACACCUAUUUUGCAUUGAUCCUGAGAAUGAGAGUGCUGGGCGUGAGCCUCUACUUCAGACAUGCAUUCCCUGGCAUCAUGGAAGUGCCUGCCCUGCUGUGCUGCCGUUUUCUUCUGCAGCAGAUUGGGAGGAAGUGGAGCCUGGCUGUGGCUCUCUUCCAAGCUGUCAUCUGGUGCUUGGUUCUCCUUUUCCUCCCUGAAGAGGAGGAUGGCCUCAGACUCAGGCAGCCACGUUGUCCGGCAGCAGGGCUGAAAUCCGUGACAGUCUUGGUGAUCACACUGGGAGAGGUCAGCCUGGCUGCGACCGCCACGGUGUUCUUCCUCCACACCGCGGAGCUCGUCCCCACUGUGCUCAGGGCAACAGGUCUGGGGCUGGCAUCUCUGGCUUCGGCGGCUGGAGCCAUCUUUUCCCUGACAACCGUCAGACAGACCCUCUCCCACCUGCCCGUCUUUUUCUGCUGCGUCUCAGCCAUUGUGGGCUUUUCCCUCUCCUUCCUGCUGCCGGAAACACAAGAUCAGUGCCCCUCUGACAGCCUGGACCACUCCUCACAGAUGGGGAAUGAGGUUGAGGACAUGAUGACGGAGGAUGCGUCAUCUGAUGAUGUGUCUGAAGAAGCAGCCAAGAACAGCGUUCUCAAUGCCCAGAUCCUGAAACUGGACCCAUACCCUAUCUCCAGCACUUCCUUGGGGGGAUUCAAUGAAGGGGAAGCAGACAGCCGGGCUCCCUGAGGGCCAGGCCCCCAGACCGUCUUGGGUUGGAAUGGAGUGGCCAAGCAUGGGCUUGUGGAUUUCAGGCCACAAAUUCCAGGCCCAGUUUAGUCAGGGGGGCAGGGUUAGUCCUGCUCCCGGCCAGCCCUUGACAUAAAAAAAAAUAAAUAAAAAAGGCCCCUCUUCUGCAGGAGCU
This is a messenger RNA of Cebus imitator (Panamanian white-faced capuchin), 2257 nucleotides long. RefSeq names its product solute carrier family 22 member 14 (gene SLC22A14). The transcript is spliced from 10 exons. The record is from RefSeq and is a predicted model, not a curated record. Gene Ontology annotation, molecular function: transmembrane transporter activity. Lineage: Eukaryota; Metazoa; Chordata; Mammalia; Primates; Cebidae. Gene Ontology annotation, cellular component: membrane. Gene Ontology annotation, biological process: transmembrane transport. Bases 178 to 2082 code for a protein of 634 amino acids.